Sphaeroforma arctica JP610 is the source of this 199-nucleotide messenger RNA. RefSeq lists its product as hypothetical. The transcript is spliced from 2 exons. The record is from RefSeq and is a predicted model, not a curated record. NCBI's taxonomy places the organism in Eukaryota, Ichthyosporea, Ichthyophonida. The annotation marks the transcript as partial.
AUGCGAAUGUUCCCUGAUGUACACUCGCGCCGCGGUAAUAACAACGAUGACAUGCAGAGCUCAUCCCCAGAAAUUAACAGUCACGUGGGGCCUAUCCGUAGAGCGUCCAGUGUAGAGGAUGCUAUGACAGGCCAAUGGCGCCAGUUCAAGCAGAAACUGGGGCUAGUGGAACGGGUCACCGAAGACGAGGCGGACAGGG